CAGCCAGUUCGGGCCAUGAAAGCCUCCGGGCGCCGGGACCGGGAUUCCCGAAGCCCCGCGGUGACGUGCGGGUUGCCAGGACUGACGUUUGGGCACGGGCGGGAGACGGACCCUCCAAAUGGCAUCCGAGGGGAACAAGCUAUGGGGUGGCCGGUUUGUGGGUUCGGUCGACCCCAUCAUGGAGAGGUUCAACUCUUCCAUCCACUACGAUCGGCGCAUGUGGGAGGCAGACAUCCAGGGCAGCAAGGCCUACAGCAAAGGCCUGGAGAAAGCAGGACUCCUCACCGAAGCUGAGCUGGAGAAGAUCCUCAGUGGCCUGGACAAGGUGGCGGAGGAGUGGUCUGCGGGCACGUUCAAGGUGAGCCCCAAUGAUGAGGACAUCCAUACGGCCAACGAGCGGCGGCUCAAGGAGCUCAUCGGCGAGGCUGCUGGGAAGCUGCACACUGGGCGCAGCCGGAAUGACCAGGUGGUCACCGACCUGAGGCUCUGGAUGCGCCAAGCCUGCUCCACGCUCUCCGCUCACCUGCUGGAGCUCAUUCGCACCAUGGUGGAGCGGGCGGCAGCUGAACAAGAUGUCCUCUUCCCCGGCUAUACACACCUGCAGAGAGCCCAGCCUAUCCGCUGGAGCCAUUGGAUCCUGAGCCACGCGGUGGCCCUCACUCGAGAUUCGGAGCGGCUAAUGGAGCUGCGGAAGCGAGUCAAUGUGCUGCCUCUGGGCAGCGGAGCGAUUGCCGGAAACCCGCUGGGCGUGGAUCGGGAGCUGCUGCGCAAAGAGCUCAGCUUUGGGGCCAUCACCCUCAAUAGCAUGGAUGCCACCAGUGAGCGUGACUUUGUAGCAGAGUUCCUGUUCUGGGCCUCCUUGUGCAUGACACAUCUGAGCAAAGUGGCCGAGGACCUGAUCCUGUACGGUACCAAGGAGUUCAGCUUUGUGCAGCUGUCUGACGCCUACAGCACGGGCAGCAGCCUGAUGCCCCAGAAGAAGAACCCAGACAGCCUGGAGCUGAUCCGCAGCAAGGCCGGUCGUGUGUUUGGCAGAUGCGCUGGGCUCCUGGUCACCCUCAAGGGAUUGCCAAGCACCUACAACAAGGACCUACAGGAGGACAAAGAGGCCGUGUUUGAUGUCUUUGACACCGUGAGCUCCGUCCUUCAGGUGGCCACAGGAGUCAUUUCUACCUUGCAGAUCAAUAAGGACAGCAUGGAGCGAGCACUCAGCCCGGACAUGCUGGCCACAGAUCUGGCCUACUACCUGGUCCGCAAAGGGAUGCCUUUCCGCCAAGCCCACGGGGUGUCAGGAAAAGCCGUCUACCUGGCUGAGACCAAAGGUGUCACUCUCAACCACCUGUCGCUGCAGGACCUUCAGACCAUCAGCCCCCUGUUUGCCAGCGACGUGAGCCAGGUGUGGAACUACGCCAACAGCGUGGAGCAGUACACGGCCCUGGGGGGCACCGCCCGCAGCAGUGUGGACUGGCAGAUCCAGCAGCUCCGAUCGCUGCUCCAAAGACACAGGGACUAGUACCCUCAUCUGGCCGGGGCACCCUCGCCAGGCCGGGGCACUCCUCCCCGCCCGCCGCCCCCCACCCCACCCCCGUCCUCUCCCCUCUACCCACCGUGUCCCCAACCCCAGCCCGGCGGCGCAGUCAGAAAAUAAAGUUCAGUGAGUGACUCGUG
Molecule: messenger RNA, 1668 nt
Organism: Tachyglossus aculeatus (Australian echidna)
Lineage: Eukaryota; Metazoa; Chordata; Mammalia; Monotremata; Tachyglossidae
Gene: ASL
Product: argininosuccinate lyase
Exons: 17
Coding region: 119-1513 (464 amino acids)
Cellular component (GO): cytosol
Molecular function (GO): argininosuccinate lyase activity
Source: RefSeq, a predicted model, not a curated record